GCACAAACCCUUUUCUCCAUUCACCCCCAUACUUACCAAAAUAGCAAUGUCGUCUUUUGCUCUUCUCUGUUUGCCGAAAAAUGAACUAUCGAAAGUGCUACGUUACAUGGACCCUAUUACACAGUUCUGGUUCUCACUGCUCUCUAAGAAAACCAAACGGUUCAUCAUAUUGCUGCAAGUUUUCGGUGACAAGUUAGCGAUUCGCGUUGAAACCCGCGUACGAAUAGAGCUGGGCUCACUCCUUCUCAAAAUUGGAUAUUUCAAUGAAUAUAUAGAAAUGUGGUAUAAGGAUCCGGAAAACUCCGGAUGCUUUGUCACUAACAAGUGGCGCUCACCAGGAAUUACAUCUCGACAGUGGAUAGAUCAUUGUUUGGAACUGACGGGUAGUAAUAGUGUUGACAAUUUGAGCAUUUUCGCUUAUGACAGAGGGUUCGACAUGAACGCCUGUUACAGAAAUCUAACCGGACUACAUUUUUCGAAUCUUCACCUAAGUGGAGAUUAUCUCCCUGAUAUUCAGAUGUUCGGCGGUCUUCCAGAUGUAGAUACGAUUUGUUUUAGCUUCAGUCUCAAGCCUAACUACCAACAAAUAAUUGUUCGAAAUCUUGACAAAUUCACUGUGGAGAACAGCGAUGGCGCAGAUGGUCAGCUGAAUAAUUUGUUGGCUUCGAAUGCGUCGUUUAUUAAACUUACCGAAAUGACACUAUCGAGUAAUCAAAUCAAUUUGUUCCUGAAGCACUGGAUAGCUGGCUCCAACGAGAUGCUCCGUGGAUUUAUGCUCGAACAAUUGGAAGCAUACAAUGUGCAAUCCAUUUUCAAUGGACUCGACUAUCAGCCAUCGGUGAGAGAACAUCAUGGAGUUAAGGAAAACAAUUUAUACCUGCAUCCACAUACUCAAAAGUUUGACAUCACAAGAAACGACGGGAUGCGAGCAACUUUCUAUUGGGCAUUAGGUUGGGAACAACGGCAUGUGAUUAAUAGCUUAUGUUGUAUGUUUGUUUGGGACAAGUUCAUGGAAGAUGAAUAAA
Molecule: messenger RNA, 1025 nt
Organism: Caenorhabditis elegans
Lineage: Eukaryota; Metazoa; Nematoda; Chromadorea; Rhabditida; Rhabditidae
Gene: fbxb-11
Product: F-box domain-containing protein
Exons: 2
Coding region: 47-1024 (325 amino acids)
Source: RefSeq, marked reviewed